CUUUCUCUAUCAUUUACUAAAUGCUUGAGAGCAGGGUAUUUAUAGCUGUACCACGAACUGUAUAAAGACUUUCUCUUUUUAGGAAGAAAACCUUCCCUUUAAUCCUCAUUCUUCGACCACCAAGAAUCUCUUCCUCUUUAUGUCGGUUGGCAAUAAACCUCGAACGGACGCGUCGCCGCUGCUGCUUCGCUUAUCUGCCUAAUCUUCAUCUUUCCGCAAAGUGUCUCUUUUUCUACGGUCAUGCAUCUGUUGUUUCUCUUUCUCCUGCUGCUCUGGACCGGUCCGGCUUGCGGUUAUUUCCCGGAGGAGCGCUGGAGCCCGGAGUCCGCUCUGCUCGCGCCGCGGGUGCUGCUCGCGCUGGUGUGCCGCAACUCCGCGCACUCUUUGCCGCACGUCCUCGGUGCCAUCGACCGCCUCGAAUACCCCAAAGACCGCAUGGCCAUGUGGGUGGCAACAGAUCAUAAUUCUGACAACACGACUGCGAUUCUCCGAGAAUGGCUGAUAAACGUCCAGAACUUUUAUCAUUAUGUGGAGUGGAGACCGCAAGAAGAGCCCAGUGUCUAUAAAGAUGAAAGUGGACCGAAGCACUGGGCUAAUCUUCGGUACGAGCACGUGAUGAAACUCCGUCAGGCAGCUCUUGAAACCGCACGUGAGAUGUGGGCCGACUACUUCCUGUUGGUGGACUGUGAUAAUUUACUGACGAAUCGUGACGUUUUAUGGAAGUUAAUGAAUGAGAACAAGACGAUCGUUGCACCGAUGCUGGAGUCCAGAGCAGCGUACUCCAACUUCUGGUGUGGAAUGACAUCACAGGGUUACUACAAGCGUACUCCAGCGUACAUGCCCAUCAGGCGGCAGGAGAAGAAGGGUUGUUUUGCUGUUCCAAUGGUUCACUCCACCUUCCUGGUGGAUCUGAGGAAGCAGGCCUCCCGUGAGCUCAACUUCCACCCCCCUCACCCCGACUACAGCUGGGCCUUCGAUGACAUCAUCAUAUUCGCCUUCUCUGCGCGGAUGGCAGAUGUCCAGAUGUACAUCUGCAACAUGGAGACUUAUGGGUAUUUUCCUGUACCCCUACGCUCCCAUAAUACCCUGCAGGACGAGGCGGACAGUUUUCUGCACUCGCAGCUUGAAGUGAUGGUACGUGGUCAUCCAUCAGAACCCUCUGUGUAUCUUUCUCUGCCUCCUAAACGGCCUGAUAAAAUGGGUUUUGAUGAGGUGUUUAUGAUUAAUCUGUUGAGACGUUCUGACCGGAGAGAGCGCAUGUUGAGAACUCUAUAUGAACAAGAGAUCACUUGCAAGAUCAUUGCUGCUGUGGAUGGCAAGGCGUUGAAUACGAGUCAGAUUGAGGCGAUGGGUAUCGAGAUGAUGCCUGGAUACAGCGAUCCGUAUCAUGGCAGGCCACUCACCAAAGGAGAGCUUGGCUGCUUCCUGUCUCAUUUCAACAUCUGGACGGAGAUUGUAGAACGUGGGCUGAAGAUGUCUCUGCUGAUUGAAGAUGAUCUGCGCUUUGAGGUUUUCUUCAAGCGACGCCUGCAGAAUCUAAUGCAGGAGAUCCAGACGCAGGGGUUGGACUGGGAUUUAAUUUAUAUCGGACGGAAGAGGAUGCAGGUGGACCAUCCUGAGAAGUCUGUACCCAAAAUUCACAACCUUGUUGAAGCAGAUUACUCUUACUGGACACUAGGAUACAUGAUCUCAUUACAAGGAGCACAGAAGCUUCUGAGAGCUGAACCUCUGAAGAGGAUGCUGCCAGUGGACGAGUUCCUGCCUGUCAUGUACAACAAACACCCGAUUGAGGAGUACAUGUCUCACUUUGAGCGGCGAGAUCUGCGGGCGUUCUCUGCCGAACCUCUGCUUGUGUACCCCACACAUUACACAGGUGACCCGGGCUACAUCAGCGACACCGAAACCUCCACCGUCUGGGAUAAUGAAACCGUGCGCACAGACUGGGAUCGAGCACGCUCGGGAAAGAGCCUCGAGCAGGAAGAACUGAGUUCUGAGGCGCAGAACACUGACGUACUCCAGUCUUCGCUUGACAGCACGGCCCGAGAUGAACUCUAGAACCGGUCGGCUAACACACUGUAAUUCAUCUACGCAAACCUUUUACAAGGACAUCAACAAAUAUUUUUAAUGGUGAAAAGGAAUUUGUGAAGCGGAACCCUGCAAAAAUCAUAUUUUUUUAUUCGUUUUUUUACCAAUUUACCUGUAAAAAAAAAAAAAAAAAUCCAGAUAUCCUUUAAACAAGGUACAUUUACUUGACGAGCAACUCUAGUUAAGAUAUUGAAGACCUUUCCUGAUUUCACUGAAUGUAUUUUGAAUAUUAGUGUCUUUUAUCUUGUAGACUGAAAGAUUUUUUUAACACUUGUUUUUACUCGUUUAUGCCUAAAAAUCGGUGGUUUUAUAGUCAAGAUAGAUUCUUUGAAAGCAAGUCUCAAUAUCUUAAGCAUUGUUGCUUAUCAGGUGAAUUUGAUGUUUAGCUGUUUGUACUGGUAACCAUAUAAUUUGCAGUUUUAAAUGCUAGAUCUGAGACCAAAAAGAAGCAGGACUUUCGGUUUAGAACUGAAAGUGCAGAUGCUUUAGCAAAUAGAAGAGACCAAAUCAACUAAGAGUAGAGAGAGAAUGAACUGAGCAGGUAAGGUGGAGGUCGCACACCCCAGGUCCUGGAGAGCCCAUUAGUUUAAAACGUAUGGAGAUUGUUUCUGAAAACAUCACUCCAUAUCGGUUGCCAUUUGUUCAACACUCCAAAAAAAAAAAAAAAGCCAUACAUUAGAUGGGAUAUAUUACCAUAAUACCCCUAUUGAGACAGACUGUGAACUGAUUUAGCUGAAAUGCUUGAUUGUCAAAUGGGUGAAAUAAUGGUCAGUUCAGUCAAUGUGAGGCUAGCUGUAUUUUAAACUGAUCUCAUGGUCAAGUAGAUAUAGAUUAGCAUGAUGCUCUGGUGAAAUAUACAUGUACUUUUAACACUUUAUUUUCCUUCAUUGCCUCAUUGAGAGCAUAAAAUAAGUGUUUUUGUGAUCAGUAUUGUGAGUAUAUACUCAAUGUGUAAAGCUGUUUCUAUUAUAUGUGAAUCAAAGUAGAGUUGUGCCAAGAUUAAGGUAGAAAUCAUCGAGAUUUUCUCGUAUCAGCAUUAGGUCAGGUUUUAUGUGAUGUAUGUUAGAUAACCCUGCUUGCAGAUGACUAAUUUAUUGCUUGUUCGGCUGAGAGUUUUAAUCCUCAUCAUCAGUGUAAAUACAGAACUGACGGGUCACUCUGUGUAAUGAUGUGAACGUCUGCCUUAUUUGGCUUCUUUUACUUUUUCUUUCUUUUUUGCCUUAAGAGAUUUAUUUGGGAGAAUGAAAUGCUAUUUAAUGCAAUCCUUUUUCUCUCUCAACGCUAGCAAAGAAAUGCUUGUGAGGCAAUCUAAUGUCUACAUUACACAUGUUGUGCUAACUCAAGAAAUGUAAGUGACUUACGGUUAGUUAUGAGUAAACGUUGCUUUUAUGGAUCAAUAUUUACUCAUUACAUGUUUCCUGUGGCUAAUAUGUCUCCAAAAUGUGCCUUUUAUACCAUUAAACUGGAUUU
Messenger RNA from Xyrauchen texanus (razorback sucker), 3555 nucleotides. RefSeq names its product collagen beta(1-O)galactosyltransferase 1b (gene colgalt1b). The coding region runs from base 241 to 2055 and encodes 604 amino acids. Lineage: Eukaryota; Metazoa; Chordata; Actinopteri; Cypriniformes; Catostomidae. The record is from RefSeq and is a predicted model, not a curated record. The transcript is spliced from 12 exons. Gene Ontology annotation, molecular function: procollagen galactosyltransferase activity.